AUGUCAGCGAGAACUCUCCCAUUGAUCAGCAAGGCCGAGGUCGAGAAACAUAAUUCUGAAAAAGACUGUUGGGUGACAUUGUUUGACAGAAAAAUUUAUAACGUCACCUCUUUCCUCAAUGAGCAUCCAGCCGGUGGGGAUAUCAUCCUCGAAUGGGCCGGUAAAGAUAUCACCAAGAUCAUGGCCGAUGUAAUGUCUCACGUUCAUUCGGAAUCUGCCUACGAGAUCUUGGACGAUGAAUACUUGGUUGGGUACUUGGCGACCCCAGAAGAACAAAAAGAGUUGUUAUCUAACCCAAAUCAUGUUGUUGAUGUGAAAAUAUCCGGUGAUGUGUACGACCCAACCACUUUGGACCAUUUGCCAACAUAUGAUAAAUUAUCGAUCCAAACAGAUUAUGGUUCCGAUUACAAUAAACACAAGUUCUUGGACCUCAAUAAACCAUUAUUGGUGCAAGUGCUCUUUGGGAACUUCACAAAAAAGUUCUAUUUGGACCAAGUCCACCGCCCUCGUCAUUAUGGGAAAGGUUCUGCUCCAUUGUUUGGGAAUUUCCUCGAACCAUUAUCGUUGACCGCGUGGUGGGUGGUCCCAACAAUAUGGUUGCCAGUUAACUUCUACAUCUUCUAUAUUGGUCUCACCGGAUUACCGGUUGUCAGUGCUGUGUUGAUGUGGAUGUUAGGGUUGUUUGUCUGGACCUUACUCGAGUACGGUAUGCACCGUUUCUUAUUUCAUAUUGACGAAUAUUUGCCAGAAAGUCAAUUAGCAUUCACCGUUCAUUUCUUAUUACAUGGGAUCCAUCACUACGUGCCAAUGGACAAGAACCGGUUAGUGAUGCCUCCAACUUUGUUUCUUGCGUUGGCGUACCCAAUUUAUAAAGCAGUGUUCCUGAUCCUCCCAUUCUACUACGCUUGUGCCGGUUUUGCUGGGGGUCAUUUGGGUUACAUCAUUUAUGACGUGAUGCACUACGUGUUGCACCAUGCCAGAUUGCCUUCAUAUUUGCAAGAAGUGAAGAAGUAUCACUUGGAACACCAUUACAAGAACUACGAGUUAGGGUUCGGGGUUUCGAGUAAGUUCUGGGACGUGGUGUUUGGUACGGAAUUAAAGAUGGACAACACCGUGCAAAAAAGAGCAUGA
Molecule: messenger RNA, 1131 nt
Organism: Saccharomycopsis crataegensis
Lineage: Eukaryota; Fungi; Ascomycota; Saccharomycetes; Ascoideales; Saccharomycopsidaceae
Gene: SCS7
Product: fatty acid alpha-hydroxylase
Exons: 1
Coding region: 1-1131 (376 amino acids)
Biological process (GO): lipid biosynthetic process; fatty acid metabolic process
Cellular component (GO): endoplasmic reticulum; membrane
Molecular function (GO): fatty acid 2-hydroxylase activity; heme binding; iron ion binding
Source: RefSeq, a predicted model, not a curated record